AUGUUGCAAUGCUUUUCGGAUGUCCUCCCUCUUCCAUUCGGUCGAGCAACUUCCUUUCCGGUGCCCACCUCUCCCUAUACGGCGGCGGCGGCUGCGGCAGCCGCAGCUGCUGCUGCAGCAGCAGCAGCCGCCGCAGCGUCGGCCGCCUCACGUCAUAACAGCAACAACACUAACCAUACUGGCAGUCAACCCGGAUCCAUGUCAAACACAUCCCCAUGCUCUGUGUUUCGGGAACCGUGGGACGCGUCCUGGAAUUUGAUGAUGAACAAUCGACCAAUCUCCACCACUGUGACCACGACCACUGCCACAACGACGAAUUCAGUCACCUCAAACUCCACUACCACCACCACCUCUUCGUCGGCCCUAUUCCCCGGUCCAAACAACACACCAGUAUCCGGUCCGGCCUCGGUUCUUAGUCCAUGCACAUUUCCAUCCUAUGCAACCCAGAGAAAUGACAUCCUGAGCAAUCCAGCUUCUCCCUUGCUACCUUCCCUGUCCGGGUUGCAUCCAUCGCUCAGUGCAUUUAUGGCCAGUCCGUUAUACGAUGCGGCACUUCAGGCUGCGGCCUCAGCCUCUCCGGGUUCUACGGCCGCACAGCUAUGGGCCGCCCAAACUCAGCGCCAGUCUCAACUUACCCCGGUGGAGACUAUGACUUCAACCGAUGCUGUUCUAACCCCGAGCGGCACGGACGAUGCCAGUCUACUACAACCGGGCAAAUUGGGUUCUUCUUCUCCAGCCUUGGGUACGUCCACAGCGUCAGCCUCGUCCUCAGUUGCUGCAGUGGCAGCGGCUGCAGCUGCAGCUGCUGCUCUCAGUCAUUCUCCGUCACCGACAGCUAUGGCUGCUGCUGCAUUCCAGUCAGAGCUGUUGAAAGCUGCAAACAGUCGCAGCCCGUCGGUCACCAUGACUUCCCGUGUUGGUCUUCCCCCGUCCAGCAUAGACUCACUAAAUCCUACUCCCACAUCAUUGUUGGACAGUUGGACUGGUGCACUGCGGUCUCCUACCCAACCGACUUCAUCCUCUGCAGCCGCGGCGGCAGCCGCAGCAGCAGCUGCAUCAGUUACAGCUGGGACUGCAGCGGCUGCUGCCGCUUCCGCAGCUGCAGCAGCCGCGGUUUGGCGUGGUUGCUUGACCAACACGGCCUCUGGUAUGACCCACGCAAGCGGACCGAACGGAUUUGGUCUGAACACUUCGCUUUCUCAGCCCAAACCUCUAUCGGCUGCCCCGAUCACCACAUUGUCGAACUCCGGAUAUGGACUGGUACCAAACUCGGAAUUCGCCUUUUCCAAUCCAGCCGCAUUGCUAGCGUCCGGUUUGAAUGAGACCGGAGCCUCCAGUCCAUUUGGCUCGGUUACCAAUGCACACCAAUCCGCUCCACUAACAGAUCAUCCGCAACGCGCUGCCGCCGCCGCUGCUGCUGCUGCAGCUGCCGCAGCCGCUCACGUCCACAUCCUAUCCAGUUUAGCUGCUGUGGCUGCAGCUCAGAGUCCACAAUCCAAAUGUCGUCUAACCGGUUCGCAUAUGAGCUCUGAAUCGCCCUCUCCGUCGUUUUUCUCUCGACCAUUAACCGGAGAUCUGCUACUUCCUCCCAGUGUUCAACAUCCUGCUUCCCCAUGCACAGACACCGCAGUCGGAACCGGGGCAGACACUCCGUUCAGUUUGGCCCGUCCCCUUGGGACCGCUCCAGGGGAAUCUGUUCAAGCGACCGAUCGUGACUGUUCGUUUGUCAGUGCACCCCGUUUUCCCAUUGUGGUAGAUAAUCCGACACACACGGACAAACGCAAGUACGGAAAUGCAACAGCUGACUGGACAGGAAACGGUUUGGACUAUCCUCGAGCCUCGGAGUCCGGUGUUAGCUACUCCACUUCGUCCCUGUUAUCAGAACCAUCCGGUGUUGGACGGGCACCUUCACAUACUAUUUCCCAAGGCCUGUCGGUCAAACCAGCAGCGGACACCAAGGGGUCUGAGGCGAGAAAGAUCUCUAACACGACCGGUGCUCGUCGACUGGAGAAGCCCAUUUCUUUGUCCACAUCCAAUCGUUCGGGCACCGGAUCGACGAACAAUAUCAGUCGGGACAACGGAAAUGCAUCGUCUAACGACGCGAGCACAGGCACAGCCACUGGGACUAAACGGGUGCACAUCAAAAAACCGCUGAAUGCGUUCAUGCUGUUUAUGAAGGAUAUGCGACCGCGUGUUCAAGAGGAGUGCACACUCAAAGAGUCCGCAGCCAUCAAUCAAAUACUGGGACGCAAAUGGCAUGAACUGCCUCGGGAGAAACAAGCCAAAUACUAUGAGAUGGCUCGAAAGGAAAAGGAAUUACAUCAUCAGGUGAAUGAGUGUGCAUUGUUUUGA
Echinostoma caproni is the source of this 2352-nucleotide messenger RNA. Lineage: Eukaryota; Metazoa; Platyhelminthes; Trematoda; Plagiorchiida; Echinostomatidae. The record is from the annotation of a GenBank genome assembly.